Molecule: messenger RNA, 402 nt
Organism: Heterotrigona itama
Lineage: Eukaryota; Metazoa; Arthropoda; Insecta; Hymenoptera; Apidae
Source: the annotation of a GenBank genome assembly
UUUUUAUGCAAACAUGUGCUUAUUUAAAGACAUGUUGUGUAAUUAUUUCAGAAUGGCUCGUGGACAACAGAAAAUCCAGUCGCAAGCCAAGGCGGCCGAGAAGGCUGCAAAAGUGAAAAAGCAACAGGGACAUAGUGCUAAUGAACAGAAAAAGGCUGCGCAGAAGGCUUUAGUACAUGUGUGCAUAGUUUGUAAGGUUAGUACAACGCACCAAGUUUGCAAGGUUUCGAACAACCUGCACUGUUACAGAAAACUGUAAACUGUAUUGUAAACAGUAUGUUGAAACUAAAAAAAAUGACAUUAUUGUGUUCACAGGCACAGAUGCCAGAUCCAAAGACGUACAAGCAGCACUUUGAGAACAAACAUCCCAAGAACGAUCUGCCGGAAGAUCUGAAAAAUAUA